Messenger RNA from Fomitopsis serialis, 2682 nucleotides. RefSeq lists its product as uncharacterized. The annotation marks the transcript as partial. The record is from RefSeq and is a predicted model, not a curated record. The transcript is spliced from 6 exons. Lineage: Eukaryota; Fungi; Basidiomycota; Agaricomycetes; Polyporales; Fomitopsidaceae.
UUUCGCUGCACGGAAUGUUUCAAUGCCCCGCUCCUUUGUCGCCCGUGCAUGAUCAACGCCCAUACUUGGAACCCUCUACACCGCAUAGAGCGAUGGACGGGAGCCUUCUUCGAGCGUAUGCAGCUGAGUGAACUCGGCCUCGUCUUCUCUGUCGGCCACCACGGGCGUCCGUGUCCUUCCUCGUUCGGUGACCCGCCGAGCAAAUUAACAGUCGUACAUACGACAGGCGUUCACACGUUGUCGGUUCAGUACUGUGAGUGUCGUAAGGAUCAACACAUCGAGGAGCGUCCUAUCCAGUUGUGGAAUGCAGGUUUGUGGCCCGCGUCAUUCUCGCGGCCACAGACCGUCUUCACAGUGCAUGUACUCCGGUUGUUCAGCCAUCUCACGUUCCAAGCCAAAACUACUGCACACGACUUCUAUGGUACGUUGCGAAGAAUGACCUCAAAUGCGUUCUUUGAAGAUGUCAAGGAUCGAUAUCGGGAGUUCAUGACGGCGCACCGACAAUUCCACUAUGUCCAUACCUUGAAACGGUUUGCACUUGACGUCAAGAAGAAGCUCGACCCCGGUUGUCUAGCCUUGCGGUGCCCGGCAUGUCCGCACCCCGACAUCAACAUGGAUGUCAACUGGAGAGACCGUCCUGACAACGAGCGGUACAAGGAUGCACUGCAUUACGCCAAGGACGGGAAUUUCAGCCUCAGCCAACACGACAAGAAGAUGGAUCAUGAAGACCUGCCCCUGAUGGAUGGUGCCGCAUACUACGUCAACAGCAAGGAUUAUCGCGACUAUCUAGAGAAGAUGCAGGUAUACUCGGAUGCGCAAGACGAGACCGGAACGUGCAGCAAUUUCAACGCCCUCUCCGAUCGUUACAAGGGCAAGAUCAAGUCUGGGCAGGUCGGGUUAUCGUGCACACGGCACGGCUUCGUUCUCCCUUGCGGCACCGUUGACUUACACGUCGGUGAGCGGUAUGCGAACGUUGAUUACGCCACACUCUCGGGCCUGCAGUGGUUUUUGUCGCUCUUCCUCAUGAUUGGGUCGUACGACGUCCACUGCAAGUAUGGCAUCAACUGGUGGUCACGUCUCAAGAACAUCGCGUCCGUCCUACCGUCGAUCCCAGGGGUUUCGAUGGCCAGAGAGGCAUGGCCUGCCAUCCGUCGCUGCGUUCCUAAGUGGCACCUGGCGUCGCAUACGGGGCUGUGCCGCUUUUUCUUCUCUUUCUACUACACGCCUGGUGUCGGUAACACAGAUGGGGAAUCUGUAGAGCGCCGUUGGGCGGUGCUGAAUGCCAUCGGACGUUCGGUCCGCGAGAUGGGCCCAGGUCAUCGCCAAGACGUGAUUGAUGCACACAACUCGGAUUUUAAUGCACAGAAGACGUUCAAGUUGGCGCGACAUUUGCAAUCCAAACUCACGGACGCACAUACAUUUUACCAGAAACACCAAGAACAACUCGACGAUUUGGAGGCCACUUUGCACAAAAACGGUCGGCCACUCGCACAGUGGAAGAUUGAAGAAGCCGAGUACAUCGCGCAGCAGACGGACAGAAACUUCGACACGAAGAACAAGCUCAAGAACCCUUAUCAGCCUGCCCCAGACGAAGCGCCAACCACGCAAGACAUCCUGAUGCAGCUCAAGACGGAACAUGCAUCUGGUCUUGAGGCUGAAAUGCAGGCUCACGCAAUCAAGCGCAAGGUGGACGAAAUGGAGGAGGUCCCGAAUGCUCACGCGAACCCACGUGAUUUAGGUGAACUUCUCAUGACCGCAUUGGACCUAGAGCGGAAGCAAAGGAUGUUGAAGGCCAAGGUUGUGGCAUACGAGAAGGAACCGUCAUCGGAGCUGUUCAAUGACAUCGAAAACGAACGCGACCAACUUAAUGGGGAGAUCAAGGACUGGCUCAUAUGGCAGGCUCGGGUCAUGGGCGCCCAGUUGUUGUCCCUAGAGGCGCAACUUGACCAGAGCGGAUGGGUGGGAAGUACGGCGGGCCACGCAGAGGACAUAACAAUCCUAGUGCCCUCUGCAUACCCCUCCGUCAUCCGUCGGCUGGCCGAGUUCGCGCCCCUACUCACGGCUGAACGACGUCUGCGGGAAGCUCACGCGCACGAUACGCUGAGGAAAGUCCGCCAGAAGCUUCAUUUUGAGGCAUUCUACAAACAACAGAACGCCGGUACCUUCGGUCAACAGGCGCACACCAGGUAUUCGAAACUAAGGGCAACUGAAAGAUCGAAAAUCGAGUCUCUACGCCAAGAGUACGAAUUCACUCGCCUGAAGGUUGCCCGAAUAGCGUGCACGGGGAACCCAUGUACCCUAGAGCCCCUGCGAGAGGAGGACUGUCGUCCACCUGUAAUCGCGGAAGAACGACCAGGUAGGAAGCAUGAGUCUGUGUGUUGGAUCUGGCGAGACCAGACGUACCAUGGGUCGAGUCUGGAGAAGUGGGCGCUGGAAGGUGAGUAUCGUCCAGCUACACGUGUAGAGUGGUUUCGCGCGAGCGCGCGGACUGCACGUUGGAGGGAAGAAGUCGAGAUUGUGAAGGAAGAAAUGCGGCGGGUCCAACGUUUCUUCGCAUAUUUCAUGCGGUUGUGGGAUGCACGCGCGUCCACAUUCUGCAGUAACCAAGAAGAGCGAGGGGCGGCUGCCUACGCGGCGAGGUGCGUUGAAAGCCUUCCGAUAGGCUGCUGGUUAAUAUCUUGA